Molecule: messenger RNA, 621 nt
Organism: Phalaenopsis equestris
Lineage: Eukaryota; Viridiplantae; Streptophyta; Magnoliopsida; Asparagales; Orchidaceae
Product: 40S ribosomal protein S21
Exons: 4
Coding region: 180-428 (82 amino acids)
Biological process (GO): endonucleolytic cleavage to generate mature 3'-end of SSU-rRNA from (SSU-rRNA, 5.8S rRNA, LSU-rRNA); translation; endonucleolytic cleavage in ITS1 to separate SSU-rRNA from 5.8S rRNA and LSU-rRNA from tricistronic rRNA transcript (SSU-rRNA, 5.8S rRNA, LSU-rRNA)
Cellular component (GO): cytosolic small ribosomal subunit; ribosome
Molecular function (GO): structural constituent of ribosome
Source: RefSeq, a predicted model, not a curated record
AUUCUUCUCCAUCGAUACUGGCGGCUAUAAGAACUGAGGUUUGAGAUUCGGAGAAAGCUUUUCUCCAGUUGACAGGAGGGAAGAACGAGAACGAAGAGGUGAGGAGAGCCGUUGACGGGCGGCGUUCUUUUGGAAAAUAAAGCUUUACUGCCCUACCGACUGCCAAAUACUGCUUCAAAAUGCAGAAUGAAGAAGGUCAACUUGUGGAUCUUUACAUUCCCAGGAAAUGCUCUGCAACAAACCAAUUAAUUAACGCCAAGGAUCACGCAGCAGUCCAGAUUAACAUUGGUCAUUUGGACGAGCACGGAGUUUAUACUAGGACCUUUUCCACUUUCGCGCUUUCUGGAUUCAUCCGAGCUCAGGGAGAUGCGGACAGUGCUCUUGAUAGGCUGUGGCAGAAAAAGAAGGCUGAAAUUCGUCAGCAGUAGAGCGGGCAAGUAAUCAGUAGUAAUGGCUGCUGGCUUUUGGGUGUGUUUAUGCUAUUUUGUUCUCUCUUUAGAACCCGUUUUAUGAUUUAAAUAUUCAUGAUUGCGCAGCGGUUGUUCUUUUGAUCGUUUUUGUUCCCAGUUUGAAAUUUCGAUGCUUCCUGCUUGUUUGUUUUAGGACUGUGACAAGAAAUUA